AAAGAGAUGAGAGGAAGGCAGAGACGGCUGAGUGAUUGCGAGCGGAGAACACUGUGGGUUUGGGAAGAGUGAAGUUUUCGAGGAACAGGUGGAGCACUGGCAUCGGCAACUUUUACACUUAAACACAUAAACUCCAAAAGUGCCCAGACGCUCGAAUGCAUUUAUCACUGGAUACCAUGAGCAUGGUGGACGACAGCUGCCUCUCACCCAGCAACUUCCAUGAGAUGGGAAAAGGUGGGGGCAUCACUGCAGGGGGCCGCGUCCACAGCAUUGAUGUCAUUCUAGGUUUCAGCAAAGACCAGGACCCCCUGCUCAGCCCUGCCGGGGCCCCGCGGCCCCACAAAGUGGACAUAGAAGGCCUGGCAGAGCCUGGGAAGCAGCAAGAGCCCCAAUCACACCCGACCUACAGCGGGCACCUUUCCUCGUUGAGAAAUGGGGCCGCGGAGCAGCAGCAGCAGCAGUAUCAUGACACCAGCUUAUUCACAAACAAGUGUGACGAGGAGCUGAGUGAACUGAGGAAGAGCGUAGAGAGUGAUGAAGGCAAGUCACCAGAGUCGUGCAAAGACGAUCAGCCCAAGAAAAAGCACAGACGCAACCGCACCACCUUCACUACCUACCAGCUGCACGAGCUGGAGCGUGCCUUUGAGAAGUCCCACUACCCGGACGUGUACAGCCGUGAGGAGCUCGCUAUGAAGGUCAACCUUCCAGAAGUCCGAGUUCAGGUCUGGUUUCAAAACCGAAGAGCUAAAUGGCGUCGGCAGGAAAAAAUGGAUGCCAGCAACAUGAAGCUCCACGACUCGCCCAUGCUCUCCUUCAACCGCUCGGCACCCGUUCACUCCAGCAUGGGCCCGAUGACCAACCCCCUCCCCCUGGACCCCUGGCUGUCCUCCCCCCUGUCCAGCGCCACACCCGUCCACAGCAUCCCGGGCUUCAUGGGUCCGUCUCAAGGCCUUCAACCGAGCUACCCCAGCCACAGCUUCCUCAACUCCAGCCCUCAUCCUCCUCACCCUCAUUCUCACCCUCACUCUCAUCCUCACCCAUCUAUGGGUCAGGGGAUGCAGAGUAUGGCUCCUCCGCCCUACCAGUGUCCUGCACCAUACCCUGACAAGUACCCACUUGAGGACGUGGACCAGCGCAGCUCCAGUAUUGCUGCUCUCAGAAUGAAAGCAAAGGAACACAUCCAGUCUAUGGACAAGACCUGGCAACCCAUGUGACGAA
Messenger RNA from Cheilinus undulatus (humphead wrasse), 1218 nucleotides. RefSeq names its product retinal homeobox gene 1 (gene rx1). Gene Ontology annotation, molecular function: RNA polymerase II cis-regulatory region sequence-specific DNA binding; DNA-binding transcription factor activity, RNA polymerase II-specific. The transcript is spliced from 4 exons. Gene Ontology annotation, biological process: positive regulation of transcription by RNA polymerase II. NCBI's taxonomy places the organism in Eukaryota, Metazoa, Chordata, Actinopteri, Labriformes, Labridae. The record is from RefSeq and is a predicted model, not a curated record. The coding region runs from base 156 to 1214 and encodes 352 amino acids.